This is a messenger RNA of Syzygium oleosum, 2803 nucleotides long. Its product is annotated as glycerophosphodiester phosphodiesterase GDPDL3. Gene Ontology annotation, biological process: lipid metabolic process. Bases 163 to 2439 code for a protein of 758 amino acids. The record is from RefSeq and is a predicted model, not a curated record. Gene Ontology annotation, molecular function: glycerophosphodiester phosphodiesterase activity. Lineage: Eukaryota; Viridiplantae; Streptophyta; Magnoliopsida; Myrtales; Myrtaceae. The transcript is spliced from 9 exons.
AGCUUCAACAGCUAGUAUAGGCCUCUCUUCUCUUUCUCUCUCUCUCUCUCUCUAAGCUCGUUGCCGAGCGAAUCUCACGCACUUCUCCGGCGGAAAUAGUACUCGAGGAACCAGCAGCUCCGGAAGUCGAAGAGCGGAAGCCGCCGGCGACACCCUCCGGCAAUGUGUACCUCACGCGCCGCCGCCCUGCUCGUCUCCCUGCUCGUGAGCUGGGCGAUGUCAGCUCUCGUCUCUGCUCAGGGAUCUACCUCUAGUCCAUGGCAAACUCUAUCUGGAAAUCCACCAUUAGUCAUCGCAAGGGGUGGAUUUUCAGGGAUCUUUCCAGAUUCUAGCUCUGCAGCCUACUCUUUGGCAAUGAUUACAAGUGUACCUAAUGUGGUAUUAUGGUGUGACGUCCAAUUGACAAAAGAUGGGGCUGGCAUAUGUGCUCCGCAGGUCAAGUUGGAUAACUCUACCGACAUUUCAAAUGUUUUCAAUAAUAUGCGUAAAACUUACAUCGUUAAUGGCGUGCGUACUCAAGGAUGGUUCUCCAUUGAUUUCACCCUGCAAGACCUGGCUAAUGUCGCCUUAAUUCAAGGAGUUUAUUCUCGAACUUAUAGGUUCGAUGGCAAUUUCUUCCCCAUACUCAGAGUCCAAGAUGUCAGUCAGUUGAAACCACCCGCAUUAUGGUUGAAUAUUCAGCAUGACAUGUUUUUCACGCAACAUAACUUGAGCAUGAGAAGCUUUGUGAUUUCCACGUCUAAGAGUGUAAUUAUCGAUUAUAUCUCAUCACCAGAAGUGGGUUUCUUAAGAGGAAUUGCUGGACGAGUCAGCCCAACCAAGACAAAAUUGAUCUUCAGGUUUAUGGGACAAGAUGAUAUCGAGCCUUCAACCAACCAGACAUAUGGUUCUAUGUUAAAGAAUCUUACGUUUAUCAAGACAUUUGCUUCUGGGAUACUAGUACCAAAGGUUUAUAUAUGGCCUGUUGAUGUCAGUAGUAACUACUUGCAACCUCAUACCUCUCUUGUCUCAGAUGCUCAUAAAGCAGGGCUCACAGUUUUCGCAGCUGAUUUUGUAAAUGAUGUUCCUCUGAGCUACAAUUACAGUUUCGAUCCCGUGGCUGAGACUUUAUCUUACAUUGACAAUGGUGCAUUCUCUGUAGACGGUGUGCUCACUGAUUUCCCGAUAACUCCUUCCGAAGCCAUUGAUUGUUUUGCCUAUCUAAACAAGAAUAGUUCAGGACAAGCUAUGCCGUUGGUUAUUUCAUUCAAUGGGGCAAGUGGGGAUUAUCCUGGUUGCACUGACUUAGCAUAUUCAAAAGCUAUUUCAGACGGGACUGACAUUAUUGACUGUCCCGUUCAAAUGUCGAAGGAUGGAAUUCCUAUUUGCUUGAGCUCCACAAAUCUCAUAGAUAGCAGUAACGUUGCAACAACAAAAUUUCGCAACCUUAUGACCACAGCUCCGGAGAUUCAGUCGGGGACUGGAAUAUUCAGUUUUAGUCUCACCUGGAGUGAGAUCCAGAUGUUGAUUCCGGCAAUUGUGAGUCCAUAUUCACAGUCCAAAAUAUUCAGAAAUCCAGCCUACAGAAGUGCUGGAAAAUUCCUAUCAUUGUCAGAUUUUCUCACCUUGGCGAAAAAUUCUUCCGUAUCUGGUGUCUUGAUCGGCAUAGAGAACGCUGCCUUCCUUGCCGAAAAUCAGUCAUUGAGCAUAACUGAUGCUGUUCUUGAUGCUUUGAAUAAAGCUGGUUUCAGUAGUAAGACAGGGAAGAAGGUUAUGAUUAAAUCCACCGACAGCUCUGUUCUGAUGAAGAUCAAAGAGAAGGUCAAUUAUGAGCGUGUGUAUGAGGUUGAUGAGUACAUUCGUGAUGCCACUAACGCUACUGUUCUGGAAAUAAAAAGCUUUGCCGACUCUGUGGUUGUCCAGAAGAAUUCUGUCUUCCCAACAAAUCAGGCUUUUCUUACUGGUGUCACAGAUGUUGUGACAAAACUCCAUGCCUUCAAGCUUUCUGUUUAUGUGCAAACAUUCAGCAAUGAAUUUAUGUCCCAAGCAUGGGAUUUUUUCUCAGAUGCAACUGUUGAGGUGAACUCUUUUGUCAUGGGAGGCGAAAUCGAUGGUGUGAUCACUGCUUUCCCAAAGACUUCUGCUUCAUAUAAGAGAAACAAAUGUUUAGGCUUGGGCAGCAAAACCCCUGCCUACAUGAGUCCUGUUCAGCCCGGCAGCCUCUUGCAGCUGAUAACUAUUCCAAUGUUGCCACCUGCUGAAGCUCCAUACCCUGUCCUAGACGAGGCGGAUGUAGCGGAGCCACCAUUGCCCGAUGUACAAAAAGCCGAGGCUCCCGCUCCGACUGAUGGGUCUACUGCACAAGCGCCAUCACAGGUUAAAAGUGGCCAGCCUAAACUCCCUGCUGGUAUCUUCCUUUCGGGUCUAGCUAUGCUCCUCGCAACCUUGUUUCUACUUUGAAAUUUCUAUUCGGCAACUGGCGACUCGAGGCCGACUUCGAUUUUGCCAUUUCAUUAAGCGGAUUUUCGACUAUUCUGGAGGUGUUACUGCUUGUUCAGGGAGCCAACUAUCGGAGCUUUUCCCACUUUUGACUUGAAGCAGUGAAUUAAGUUUCUGUAUUCCAUGGAUUAGGUAGAUUCAUUCUUGUAAUUCGGAAACUUUUUCCUCUAAGGUACAUGCUUAUUUCUCGUUCCUCCUUUUCUCUUUUUCUUCAUUUUCUUUUUUGUAAAGAUAUCAUUCUCGUGUAAUUAGUAUUGUGAACACUGAUUGUUUUCGCCCCCACUAUUUCGCACGCAUUUAAUUCAUCAUCUGCUAUUAGAGAUAA